UGCGAAGGGAGCUAAAGGUCUCGCCUUUGCUGCUCACACUCGUCGCACUCUCUUGUCUCCACUCGCCGCGCCGCGCAAUGCGCCUCCACCACCUCCUCCUCGCCGCCGCCGCCGUCCUCCUCGCCGCGGCAGGGACGGCGGCGGAGGCCGGCGACGCGGACGCGCUCCUCGCGGCGAAGGCGGCGCUCGACGACCCGACCGGCGCGCUCGCGUCGUGGACGAACACCACCGCCACCAGCGGCGGCGGCGCGUGCGCGUGGUCGGGCGUGACGUGCAACUCCCGCGGCGCGGUGGUGGGGCUGGACGUGUCCGGGCGCAACCUCUCCGGCGGCGUGCCGCCGUCGCUGUCCAGGCUCCAGCACCUGGCGCGGCUCGACCUCGCCGCGAACGCGCUGUCGGGUCCCAUCCCGGCGUCGCUCGCCCGCCUCGCGCCGUUCCUCACCCACCUCAACCUCUCCAACAAUGGCCUCAACGGCAGCUUCCCGCCGCAGCUCUCGCGCCUCCGCGCGCUCCGGGUGCUCGAUCUCUACAACAACAACCUCACCGGCCCGCUCCCGCUCGAGGUGGUGGCGAUGCCGCAGCUCCGCCACCUCCACCUCGGUGGCAACUUCUUCUCCGGGGGGAUUCCGCCCGAGUACGGCACGUGGGGGAGGCUGCAGUACCUCGCCCUCUCCGGCAACGAGCUGUCCGGGAAGAUACCGCCGGAGUUGGGCAACCUGACGAGCCUCAGGGAGCUUUACAUCGGCUACUUCAACAGCUACUCCGGCGGGAUACCGCCUGAGCUCGGCAACAUGACUGACCUCGUCCGCCUCGACGCGGCCAACUGCGGCCUCUCCGGCGAGAUCCCGCCGGAGCUGGGGAAUCUCGCGAACCUUGACACCCUGUUCUUGCAGGUGAACGGCCUCACCGGCGGCAUCCCGCCGGAGCUGGGGAGGCUCGUGAGCCUCAGCUCGCUGGACCUGUCGAACAACGCGCUCACCGGCGAGAUCCCGGCGACGUUCGCGGGGCUCAAGAACCUCACCCUGCUCAACCUCUUCCGCAACAAGCUGAGGGGGGACAUCCCCGAGCUCGUCGGCGACCUGCCCAGCCUCGAGGUGCUUCAGCUGUGGGAGAACAACUUCACCGGCGGCAUCCCGCGCCGCCUCGGACGCAACGGCCGCUUCCAGCUGCUCGACCUCUCGUCGAACAGGCUCACCGGCACGCUCCCGCCGGACCUCUGCGCCGGCGGCAAGCUGGAGACGCUCAUCGCGCUCGGCAACUCCCUCUUCGGCGCCAUCCCGGACUCCCUCGGCAAAUGCAAGUCGCUCACGCGCGUCCGCCUCGGCGACAACUACCUCAACGGCUCCAUCCCGGAGGGUCUCUUCGAGCUCCCGAACCUCACGCAGGUGGAGCUGCAGGACAACCUCCUCUCCGGCGGCUUCCCGGCGGUGUCCGGCACCGGCGCGCCCAACCUUGGACAGAUUAGCCUCUCCAACAACCAGCUCACCGGAGCAUUGCCGGCGUUCAUCGGGAGCUUCUCCGGGGUACAGAAACUGCUUCUUGAUCAGAACGCGUUCACCGGCGCAAUCCCGCCGGAGAUUGGGCGGCUGCAGCAGCUCUCCAAGGCUGACCUUCGUGGCAAUUUGUUCGACGGCGGCGUGCCGCCGGAGAUUGGGAAAUGCCGGCUGCUCACCUACCUGGACCUCAGUAGAAACAAUCUCUCUGGGGAGAUACCGCCGGCCAUCUCCGGCAUGCGGAUACUGAACUAUCUGAACCUGUCAAGGAACCAGCUCGACGGCGAGAUUCCGGCCACCAUCGCUGCAAUGCAGAGCCUCACCGCCGUGGAUUUCUCAUACAACAACCUGUCUGGCCUCGUGCCGGCGACGGGGCAAUUCAGCUACUUCAAUGCGACGUCCUUCGUCGGCAACCCGGGAUUGUGCGGCCCGUACCUCGGGCCAUGCCAUCCUGGUGCUGCUGGCACUGACCAUGGUGGCCGCAGCCAUGGUGGACUGUCCAAUAGCUUGAAGCUGCUGAUUGUCCUUGGCUUGCUUGCAUUGUCCAUUGCAUUUGCUGCCAUGGCGAUCUUGAAGGCGCGGUCACUGAAGAAAGCCAGCGAGGCGCGUGCUUGGAAGCUAACCGCCUUCCAGCGCCUCGAAUUCACCUGCGACGAUGUGCUUGAUAGUCUGAAGGAGGAGAACAUUAUUGGCAAAGGUGGAGCUGGGACUGUGUACAAGGGGACAAUGCCAGAUGGUGAGCAUGUUGCGGUGAAGCGGCUUCCUGCGAUGAGCCGUGGUUCUUCUCAUGACCAUGGGUUCUCUGCAGAGAUUCAGACGCUUGGGAGGAUCCGACAUCGCUACAUUGUGCGAUUGCUCGGUUUCUGCUCGAACAAUGAGACGAACCUACUGGUUUACGAGUACAUGCCCAAUGGCAGCCUGGGGGAGCUACUCCAUGGCAAGAAGGGUGGCCAUCUACACUGGGACACUCGGUACAAGAUUGCUGUUGAGGCUGCCAAGGGGCUCUGCUAUCUGCACCAUGAUUGCUCACCGUCGAUUCUGCACCGUGACGUCAAAUCAAACAACAUUCUCCUUGAUUCCGAUUUCGAAGCGCAUGUUGCGGAUUUCGGUCUAGCCAAGUUCUUGCAGGACUCUGGCACAUCAGAAUGUAUGUCUGCAAUUGCUGGCUCUUAUGGUUAUAUUGCUCCAGAGUAUGCAUAUACACUUAAGGUCGAUGAGAAGAGUGAUGUCUACAGCUUCGGUGUUGUGCUCCUCGAGCUGAUCACUGGAAAGAAGCCAGUAGGGGAGUUUGGGGACGGUGUCGACAUUGUUCAGUGGGUCAAGACGAUGACGGACUCGAACAAGGAACAGGUGAUCAAGAUCUUGGACCCUAGGCUCUCAACUGUUCCAGUGCAUGAGGUCAUGCACGUCUUCUAUGUCGCGUUGCUUUGUGUCGAGGAGCAGAGCAUGCAGCGACCGACGAUGAGGGAGGUGGUGCAGAUCCUCAGUGAACUUCCCAAGCCGGCAUCAAAGCAAGGAGAGGAGCCUCCCAGUGGUGAAGGCGCUGUGCCUGAUCUUGUAGUACCAGCUGAAUCUGCAGAGGCCAAUGAAGCCAAAGAACAUCAACAGCAGCAGCAGCAGCAGGAGCAGCUGAAUUCACCGUCUUCGCCACCUCCUGAUCUCAUCAGCAUAUGAAGAACUGUCAAACUGAAGUGUUACAGUACUUCAGUUUGUUUUGGUGAGAUUUGGGUGUUUAAUCUGGAAUGCUUAGGGUGUGUGGUAUGUAGGCCUUUGCAUUUAGAGUGUGGAAUUGUAGGCCACUGAAUUUCUUGUGUGGCAUGUAUCUUCAGGUAUUUGUGUUGUAAAUAUAAGCUCCUUAACCUCCAGUUUCCUGUUACAAUCAAGAAACUCUGUAGGGAGUUAAGAGCUUAGUUAUGCCCAGCUUUUUUAGUUCUUUCUCUUUUUUUUUUCCCUUUCAAUGUGAGCACCAAAAUGUCAAAUGCUACCUCCAUCCAAUGUGACAGCAUAACCUUUAACUGUGGAAUUAUGAUUGUUAAGGUGUUCUGUUAUCUGUA
Oryza brachyantha (malo sina) is the source of this 3547-nucleotide messenger RNA. Its product is annotated as leucine-rich repeat receptor-like serine/threonine-protein kinase BAM1. Bases 78 to 3167 code for a protein of 1029 amino acids. The record is from RefSeq and is a predicted model, not a curated record. Gene Ontology annotation, biological process: protein phosphorylation. The transcript is spliced from 2 exons. NCBI's taxonomy places the organism in Eukaryota, Viridiplantae, Streptophyta, Magnoliopsida, Poales, Poaceae. Gene Ontology annotation, molecular function: protein kinase activity; ATP binding; receptor serine/threonine kinase binding.